CAUCAACUCUUUUUGUGAAUUUAUAAAAGUUUCUAAUAUCGUAAAGUUUUGUUUUUCAUUUUUGGUUAUUUGAAUUCUAAGUAUGAUAAAAGUUGUGCGUGAUAAAAGAUUAUGUGAGAGCUUAGUUUGAUGCAGUGUUUUUAUUGCUUAUGUGAUAAACAGUGAGUACUUGUAUACUAAUUAAAAAAUAUUGUGCAAGGUUUCAAAGUCCUUUUGUGGUGAUUCAAUUAAACUUGUUCUGGUGCAUGAAGAAAAUUAAAUUGCCCUAUUCCAGAUUUAGUUUCAGCAGCGGAUGUUCUUCCGAAAAAAAAGAAUGAAAGAAGAUAUGAUGAUUCCAGUGACGAGAGAAUAUCACCGGACAGAAUGAGACGUCGUAGCCGUGGUGCGAGGAGUCCCUCGCCAUCGGGACGAGCAACAUCUCAUGCACGUUACAUUGAAUCAGGAUCACAUCGUGAGGACUAUCAGCGUACACCACGUGAAAUCCCACCCGAAAGACAUUACUACAAGGUUCUGUGUGUGAGUUCAAUACAUCCAAAGGCUAGUGACGAAAUGAUUAAGGACACACUUUAUCGUGAAUAUAAGAAAUUUGGCGAAUUCUCCAUAAGAAUAGCGCACGAAUUGGACGAGCGUGUUGCUUAUGUGUGUUUUCGUAGUCAUGAGGACGCGAGGGACGCGAAAUAUGCAAAACCACGUGUUAUUAUUUACGAUAAACUUGCAAUUGUUGACGCUGCUUAUGAGCGUCCCGAGGCGGCGUAUCGUCGUCCCCGUUCAAUGACACCGCCCGAUUAUGAUCGUUAUUACGCGCGAUCACCGGCGCCGACCGAUAGACAUCGUCCCAUUGAGAGAUACGAUCGCGUCUAUGGACCACCGGUUGGAAUCCCACCACAUCGUGAAAUGAGACGCGAAACCUUACCACCACCACAUCACGAUUUCAUCCGACCGCCAAUGCAUCACGGCCCACCGCACGUUCAUCCCGGUGGACCUCCACAUCACUAUGGACCACCACGUCACAUGAUGGUGCGACAUCCGGUGCACGGUUUCGAACGCGUCGAGAAUAAGAAGGACAAAUUUCCAAAUUAUCUCCACCAUGUGUCGCCCGAGGACGAUCCUUUGGCAACGAGAACGCUCUUCGCCGGUAAUUUGGAGAUAAACAUCACCGAGGAGGAACUUCGCCGUAUAUUUAAUAAGUACGGAAUUGUCGAUGAUAUUGAUAUUAAACGCCCGCCACCAGGCACUGGGAAUGCGUACGCUUUCGUUAGAUUCCAAACACUGGAUAUGGCCCACAGAUGUAAGGUGGAACUCUCAGGUCAGUACAUUGGUAAAUUUCAGUGCAAAAUCGGCUAUGGAAAGGCGACCCCAACGACUAGGAUUUGGGUCGGUGGGCUUGGACCCUGGACGUCGGUGCCACAGCUCGAGAGGGAGUUCGAUCGCUUCGGCGCUAUUAAGAAAAUCGACUACAUCAAGGGUGAUAAUAACGCUUACAUUCUCUAUGAUUCGAUCGACGCGGCACAAGCAGCGGUGAAGGAAAUGCGAGGCUUCCCUCUAGGAGGUCCGGAUCGGAGACUGCGAGUCGACUUUGCCGAUGUCACGCCAGGUUACGGUUUCAAACCCCGAAUGUAUCCGGAGGAAGGCGGCGGCGAAUUCAGAUCAAGACCCGCCGACUAUGAAUCGCCUUACGAUCCAUAUCCCACCGAGGGCGAAUUCGGCUACAGUGGUGGACGUGGCUUCCGAGGAGGGAGAGGAUCAGGUCCUUGGCACGAGAGACGCGGUGGUGGUCGCGGUGGCUAUCGAGGCAGCUACCCAGAAGGCUAUGUUCGCGACGACGCCGAGUGGAACAGCAACAAUCGACGUGGCGCUGCCGGUGAGACCGAGUACGAGGGUCGUGGUGUUCGAAGAUCCGUUUCCCGUGAACCCGGCGUCGAUCGUUCACGAUCCCGAUCCCCAAGACGGCGACCAAUUGAUUCCGACUCCGACACCGAAUUGGCACGCUCCGGAAUGCUCUCCUCAUCAAGAACACUCUCGGACGUUGCCAGAAAGUCAAUCGCCGUCUGGCAGGGUGCGCUAAUUCUGAAAAAUUCCCUCUUCCCGGCUAAAUUCCAUCUGACUGACGGCGACACGGAGAUAAUCGAGUCAUUGAUGAAGGACGAGGAAGGAAAGCACAUGCUGAGAAUUACGCAGAGAUUACGCUUGGAUCAACCGAAAUUGGACGAUGUGUCGAAGAGAAUUCAAACCUCGAGUUCGCACGCCAUCUUCCUGGGACUCGCCGGUUCAAGUUCGGCUGUUACUAAUGACGACGCCAAUGUACAAACGCGACCAUUGCGCAAUUUAGUUUCGUAUUUAAAGCAAAAAGAGGCGGCCGGUGUGAUAUCGCUAUUGAAUAAAGACACCGAGGGUACAGGUGUUCUUUACGCUUUCCCACCAUGCGCUUUCUCAACCGAACUUCUUAAACGUACGUGUCCCAGUUUAAGCGAGGAGGGACUUAAAGAGGAUCAUUUGGUAAUAGUCGUCGUAAAGGGAGGUAGCGCCUAAAACUUUUUUUAUUUACAGAGAUACUUUAUAAAAUUAAAGUAAAAAAGAAUGCGAUUUUCAAAUUAUAUAUGUGUACCAAAGUCCUGUUUUUUUUUCUCAAAAACAAACAGAAGUGACAUUUUAUCUUUUUUUCAAGGAUUUUGGUACGAAUAAUUUUGCCCUCAGUAUUAUUUACUUCCGUUAAUUUUUGUGAAAUAAUCGAAAAAUUGUGUACAUUUGAGAUUAGAAGGGAAUUUAGAAAUUAUUUUUCAAUUUUUUUGCAUUCGGUCAUUUUUUCAAGUGCAAAAAUUAUUUAUUUUUCUUGAGGGCUUUUAAACUUUACCUUUUUUUCCCCAUAAAAUUGUUCGAUAAAUAGAAAAUAUUUAAA
Molecule: messenger RNA, 2896 nt
Organism: Leptopilina heterotoma
Lineage: Eukaryota; Metazoa; Arthropoda; Insecta; Hymenoptera; Figitidae
Gene: nito
Product: RNA-binding protein spenito
Exons: 2
Coding region: 364-2529 (721 amino acids)
Biological process (GO): regulation of alternative mRNA splicing, via spliceosome
Cellular component (GO): nucleus
Molecular function (GO): mRNA binding
Source: RefSeq, a predicted model, not a curated record